This is a messenger RNA of Pangasianodon hypophthalmus (striped catfish), 548 nucleotides long. Its product is annotated as protease inhibitor 2. Gene Ontology annotation, molecular function: protein binding; serine-type endopeptidase inhibitor activity. The coding region runs from base 104 to 346 and encodes 80 amino acids. The record is from RefSeq and is a predicted model, not a curated record. The transcript is spliced from 4 exons. Lineage: Eukaryota; Metazoa; Chordata; Actinopteri; Siluriformes; Pangasiidae.
AAGCUCAAAGCUCGAGCGCCGCCUCUCGGCAGAGUGAUAAAUGGGCGCGCGCGCGGGCCUGAGCCUCAUUCCGGUGUGUUGACAGCGUCUCAGUCAGUUCAUCAUGUUUGUGCGGCUCUUUCUCGUCCUUCUCUCUGUGGCUGCUUGGACUAGAGCAGCUGCUGUUCGAGGCGACAGUCAAUUAACGGAGAGUGUUUGCGACGGAUAUUCCUCCCCAGUGUGCACGCGCGAGUAUGUCCCUGUGUGCGGGUCCGAUGGGGUGACAUAUGGAAACAUAUGCACGUUCUGCGCUGAAAAACGGCAAAAUCAGCCCGACAUUUACAUAGUCAAACCAGGGGAAUGUUGAAACACACCACCACUUCAGCUGUGUUAAAAUGUUCAUUGUAUGUGUGAGCUGGAAUUAUAAUUCAUGUCCUGAUUAUAAUCUGUGAAAAGACAGGAAUGUUAAUAUGGAAUGUGUUUUCCUACUGUUUUAGAUUUGUCCUUUUCUGUGAAUUUUGGGUUUUCAUUCCAAAUUCUGUAUUAAAGAAGUGAAGAUUUCUGCAUGA